GCACCAAUUCGCAGUUGACGGCCGAGCCAGUAGCCAGUCAGAGUCAGUAAGACGAAGCACCCCAAAUCCUGAGCAUCAUGCAGCUGUUUGUCGCAAUUCUCGCCCUCACACUCGCAGUGGCUAGUGGCGAGUUCGUGGUGCAGACGCGUGAGGAUCUGCUGAGCUACCGGGCCGAGUGCGUCAAGUCGCUCGGUGUGUCGGACGAGCUGGUGGAGAAGUACAAAUCGUGGAACUUCCCGGAGGACGACACGACCCAGUGCUACAUCAAGUGCAUCUUCAACAAGAUGCAGCUGUUCGACGACGCGACCGGCCCGAUCGUGGACAACCUGGUGGUGCAGCUGGCCCAUGGCCGCGAUGCGGACGAGGUGCGCGCCGAAAUCGUCAAGUGCGCCGGCAGCAACACGGACGGUAACGUGUGCCACUGGGCGUUCCGUGGUUUCCAGUGCUUCCAGAAGAACAACCUGUCGCUCAUCAAGGCGAGCGUGAAAAAGGAUUAGGAAACGGCGCCAGCAAUCGGACACUCCAGCACACAAACACACACUGGGUCUCUCCAGUCUGGUGUGCCAAGGUGCAAAAGAGGUGUAUUCGGACUCAAUAAUAAAGUGAAGGUUUAUAGCAAUCAAACUCAA
Molecule: messenger RNA, 629 nt
Organism: Anopheles darlingi
Lineage: Eukaryota; Metazoa; Arthropoda; Insecta; Diptera; Culicidae
Product: general odorant-binding protein 99a-like
Exons: 2
Coding region: 78-497 (139 amino acids)
Biological process (GO): sensory perception of smell
Molecular function (GO): odorant binding
Source: RefSeq, a predicted model, not a curated record